AUGGAGGAUCAAUCAUUGAGGUCAAACACAUCCUCAACGCGGCCCCCGCUGCACUCGUCGAGCGGGCGGCCCGUGCAGCAGACGCGCCCCUACAGUGUCCAAAGCCCUACCACUGCCAGGUACUUCACGCUUCGCAUUGCCGUUGAGGCGGCCCCAGUGCCUCCGCUUCCGUAUGUGCAGCAACGCAAGGAGGAUGCGAUGUCGGUGUGGGAGGAGCCGUGUGCAACACUACGCCACCGCUGGCGCUUCAUAAAAGGCAAGGAGCUCGAAUUUGCGCGCCCGUCGUACGAGGCAGCACCAGAGGCAGUGGAGCAGAGGCGCGUGGGCAGCGACGCACCAGGAGUUCGGCGCUACGCACUGGAGCACGCCCUGCCCCUUCUGCAGCAGCAGGAGCAAUCAAUGCCGCGUGGUGUUUUGGUAGAGAAGCAGCACAGCGGCGAGGGCGGACCGCCCGCCGUGCCGCAGCUGCAUCACCUGCGUCCCAAGACGUGGGGUGUGCAGCGCGGGUGGCUAGAGGAAGUCUUACAGGACGACCGCAGCAGCGGCCCGCCGUCGUUGCUGGUUCCGUGCUUGGACGCAGAUGGCCCGCAGCCGUCGAAUGUCACCGACACUGUGACGCAGGCUGCUGCUACCGGAAUCGAGUUGCCAUCGGCGCGAUCGCCGUCACCGGACGCCACAGCGCCCACGUGGGCGUCGUUGGCGGGCGAAACUCCCGCCACGACAGACCGCUUCGUGCGGGACGACACCACCAACGAGAAGUUGACAUCAACAGAGACAUCAACACCGCGGCUGCCCCCUGUCGCUGCGGAGGGGUCGGCGGCGGCCAAGGGGAGUGAGGCGUCUGAUGCGACGACGACCGCGGGAGACGCGGCGCAGCGGCUGCGCGUGACGCUGCUGACAGCGUCCUUCCAGCGCUUGGUCGACGACGUCGCGGAGACACAUUCAUACAGUGAGAAGGAGCGGGUGCCGCUGCUCCGCCACGCGAGCAUCUUCCGUGAACUGCCGCUGCAGUCGCGCUACCACGAGAUGCACCCGCUCUGCAAUCUCCGCGUCGCGAGCCCCGACUUCCGCCCACCGAAGGAGACGAGCGGCGCAGCAGCAGCAGCAGCACCGACGGAACCGCAAAGCCCCCCUGGGCAGAAGCGGCGGCUGCGCCACCACGGGCGUCCUGCCUCACCUCGACUAGCAACUGCAAUGACGACACCAGCGGCGAAGGCAAAAUGA
Messenger RNA from Trypanosoma grayi, 1224 nucleotides. RefSeq lists its product as hypothetical. NCBI's taxonomy places the organism in Eukaryota, Euglenozoa, Kinetoplastea, Trypanosomatida, Trypanosomatidae. The transcript has a single exon. Bases 1 to 1224 code for a protein of 407 amino acids. The record is from RefSeq and is a predicted model, not a curated record.